This is a messenger RNA of Fusarium coffeatum, 708 nucleotides long. RefSeq lists its product as uncharacterized. Bases 1 to 708 code for a protein of 235 amino acids. The transcript is spliced from 2 exons. The record is from RefSeq and is a predicted model, not a curated record. Lineage: Eukaryota; Fungi; Ascomycota; Sordariomycetes; Hypocreales; Nectriaceae.
AUGUUCAGCAGCUACCUCGUCACUCUUCUGGCCGCAACCUCGACGGUUGUCAACGCCGCCGCCGUCCAGGGCACCUCCAAGGUCUUCACUGGUUUGGGAACCCGCUACGGUGACGCUGACGGCUGCACUGAGGAGGACUGCUGGCAGAACGGUGCUUGCAGCUUCGUUGGAUACGAUCUGCCUCCUGGCAUUGACGGUACCACUUGUGUUUCUGAUGAGAUCUGGAACAAUGGUGCCAACUGCGGUGGUUGCAUCCAGGUCGACUACAAGGGCAAGUCCCUCAAGAUCAUGGUCACCAACCGAACCGGAGGCGACAAGAACCAUCUCGACAUGACCCCCAAGACCUGGAACAAGCUCACCAACAACAUGAAGGCUGGUGGUGUCGACGGCAUCAAGUGGAAGUGGAUCGAGUGCCCUCUCCGCUCCGCCCCUCUCCAAGUCCACAUGCACGGCGGUGCCUCCAAGUACUGGUUCGCCACCACCAUCGAGAACAUGACCCACCGUGUCAAGUCCGUCGACGUCAGCAGCGACAACGGCAAGACUUGGAAGGCUUGCUACCUUGCUGACCCCAACAUGUGGAAGCUCAAGGGCACUCUGCCCAGCGACACUGCUUGGGUUCGUGUUACUAGCGUCAACGACAAGCAGGUUAUUGUUAAGAACGUUGCUCUUAAGAGUGGUCAGAUCACUAAGGGUACUUCCAACUUUUAA